Molecule: messenger RNA, 531 nt
Organism: Echinostoma caproni
Lineage: Eukaryota; Metazoa; Platyhelminthes; Trematoda; Plagiorchiida; Echinostomatidae
Source: the annotation of a GenBank genome assembly
AUGCGUGUUGAGUGCAAGAGCUAUCGUUUGACGGUGGAAGAUCCGGUCUCAUUGGAGUACAUAGCUCGAUAUACUGCUCAAGUGAAACAAAAAUAUACGCAAAGCAAUGGUCGAAGGCCGUUUGGUGUUGCCACUCUAAUAGUUGGAUUCAAUCAAGAUGGCACGCCUCACCUUUAUCAGUCUGACCCUUCUGGGACCCACUUUGAAUGGCUGGCCAAUGCCAUUGGCAAGGGUUCCAAAGUGGCUCGUGAAUUUCUCGAGAAAAACUAUAAUGAGCAAGCAGUGUCAGACGAACCAGGGACGGUGAAGUUGGCUGUUAAAUCACUGAUGGAGGUUAUGCAGUCUGGAGCAAAACACAUGGAAUUGGCGGUAAUGCGUUGGAAGCCGCCAGCCAAGCCUGGUGAUCCGUUUGUUGAGUGGCAGUUGUUGGAACACGACGAAAUCGACAAAUAUGUACAGGCUAUCGAGAAGGAGCGAGAAGAAGAGGCGGAGAGAAAACGGCAAAAGAAAGAGGCAACAACUGCUCACUAA